AUCGUCAAUGCAGCCGUUCUCAGAUCGGAUUGGUGCGCUCACGAAGACGCCCCACCUCCGCCUUUGAUCUGUCGGCUGCUGACUAAAGUUUGUCUUCUCUCGUGACUGAGCGGAGCGGCGAGCGACACCUCUCACAGGACCGGAUCGGACGUUGAUCUUGUCUGUAGCUAGCAGCUGCUAGUGACAAGAGGCUCAACAAAAUGGUUGGGAUGAUUCAGAUCUCCCUUGCCAUAACAGUACAGGUGAUAUCUUCAACUCUGAUUCCUGCGACGGCCGAGGAGGAGAACAGGGAAUGCAGGGAACAGGAGUACAAGGACCAGUUAGGGAAUUGUAAACCCUGCAAGCAAUGCAAUGCAGGACAGGAGCUAUCAAAGGAAUGCGGCUUUGGUUACGGAGAGGAUGCCCGGUGUGUGCCGUGUCGGACCGGUCGCUUCAAGGAAGAUGGGAGCCUCCAGAAGUGUAAGCCCUGUCUGGACUGUGGACUCAUCAACCGCUUCCAGAAGAGCAACUGUUCCUCUACCAGCAAUGCCGCGUGUGGGGAGUGCCUGCCCGGGUACUACAGGAAGACUAAACUAAGUGGCUUCAAAGACAUGGAGUGUGGACCCUGUGGAGACCCUUCGCCUCUCUAUGAGCCUCACUGCAGUGGGCGAGUGAACCUUGUGCCGCUGCCCUCGGUGGUGACCAGUCCUCGCGACAUGGCGCUGGCAGCGGUCAUCUGCAGCGCCCUGGCUACGGUGCUGCUGGCCCUGCUGGUGCUGAGCGUCAUCUACUGCAAGAGGCAGCUGCUGGAGAAGAAGCAAAGUGCGGCAUCUCUGAGGACCCAAGACUGUCCGUACGGUGGCGCCGAGCUGUCCUGCCUGGACCUGCGCUGGCUCCACUUGCCCCAGAGACCUUGCUGCCAGUGUCACCUGGGCCCUGGACACACCUGCGCAGGCUCAGUCCACCUGGUCUCAUCCUUGUGCAGCGAAGACCGUCUGGACCGCGCACCGUUUGACUCGUUGAGCACCAGCCUCAGCGACAGACAUCUGGAGCGGAAUGACCAACGGGUGCCGCUGCAGUCAGGACGACACCCGGCCUCCGCAGAAGCCAUCUCGGAGGCUUCCAGGCUGGAACCAGAACCCGCUGGAGGAGCUGCGGCCGAGCGGCGAGAACAUGACGAGGCAGUGGUGGGAGAGAGGCGGCAACCGUCCACUCAGGAGGAACACAUCCACCUUUGGCUUUCCUGAGUCAACUCAACACACAACUACCUACCUGUGCAAAAGGGCAUCAUGGAACCACGGAGCCACCAGGAAGCAGCCCGCUAACAAACAGACGUUGCCUUUCAGAACAUCUUUUUGUGUAAAUGUGCGCUUCAACAUAGACAUAGACACACGCCGCAUAGAGUGUGUUUGUCCACUGCUGUGAUAUGUCCACGUGGAAGUGAAUCCAAGUCAACAUGCUUACUUUCACAAGGCGCCUUUCUACAAAAACACUUCAGUUCAUUCCUCCUGUUUCGACAUUAACACACGCACACGCUAAUAGAAACCAAAAACCAUCGAUUUCAUCUUCUCAGACGGCUAAGAUUAGAACUUUAUGGAGCCCACAGGACUAAUUCACAUGACAUCAUCAGCUCUAGAGCACAACUAUACACACUAUUCAUACACAUAUAGACACACAUGCAUAAGGACAUGCACAUAUACAGGUAUACAUACACAUACACAUAUAUACAUAAAUAUAUAUAUCCAUAUAUGCAUACACAUAGAUACAGUACAUAUAUAUAGACAUACAUAUAUAGACACAUAGACAUACACAUAUAGACACACAUACAUAUGGACAUACACAUAUAUACAUACACACAUAUACAUCCAUAUAUACAUACACAUAUACGUACAUAUAGACAUACACAUACAGUCAAACUUGUCUAUAGCGGCCACUAGAGGGAGUCUGCAAAAGUGGCUGCUAUAGACAGGUGGCCUCUAUAGACAGGUUGGCGUCCAGUUUGAAUGUUGACCAGUAGAGGAAAAAAAAGAAAAAAGGGGAAAAAAAAUAAUAAUAAUGUUGACCAGUAGAUGGCACUGCGGACUGCGGAUAAAAGUUGUACAGCACUACUAGGCUUGUUAUUAUCAUGGUUCAUGGUUUUAAUUAAUCCUGAACAUGCAUAUGAGUCAAACAGUAGCACAUCACAUAGUACCAAAAAGGAGUAGGAAGAAGCAAAGCUUAUUUAAUCCUACCCCUCAUCAGUUUCACAUCAGUUGCAAUACAUUUAUUCUCCUCUUGUUCUUCCAAGUGUACUUUGUAGGUCUACAUGACAAUGUAGUGCAAUCAUAGCCAAGGUUUUUACUUACUAAAAGGAAGCUAGAGGCUUAAUAAUAACUGAUAGAAUAUAUCCACCACCCACAGAACAAAGCUGUGCUCGUAAUGUCUUACGCUUGUUUUUAAUAUUUUACUUUUUAUACGGCAGAGUGUCAUUACAGCUUUAGUUCAUCAGGAAGUGACGGGAAGUGACGGUGGGCGUCCCGAGCAGGAGAGCUAGGCUCAGUGCUAGCUGUGAGUUUGGAGAGAGUUGGGAAGUGUGUUUAUGUUGGCGUGGAUGUAAAGUCCUGCAGUGUUCUCCGCUGUUAAUAAAGCCAUUAAAGUGCAUCGGCGACGUGAGUCUCUCCUUUCCCACAACAAGCGGCAUUACAGUAUUGACCAGUGCACACCAGGAAAUAAACGGUGUCAUUUCUUACAGGCAUUGGCUGGACAGCUAUGUAGUGGGGCUUGUUUGACCUUUGCCUUGUGGGCAAGCAGGAAGGAGAGACGAUGCUGAGAGAUGUGUGUGUGUUCUGAGCUGCUGUCUGGUGGCCGCGUUCAAUAAAUAAAGUUGGCAGAAGCAACAGGAGAAGUUUCCUUCUUUGCUUCGGAGCUGAAUAACACUGACAAGUUAACAGACUAGUAGCGAACGGAAAAGAAGACGGCUUUGUUUGUGUCGAAUACAGAAGAUGAGGACUUUGAUGGAUUUGUGGAUGAGGAUUGAUGAAAAAUAACGUGAGUACAUUCUAAAAUACUUCAAUUAAGUACAACCCAACUCAGUUUUGCUCCCGCUGCCGCAUGCAUGCUAGCGUAUGUUUUUUUUUAUUGUAGCGUCGCUGGGAGCACGUCCUGUUCCCAGCCUACUUUGUGGUAAUGUUUUGGUGCAAAUGCUCUUAAAGUUACAUGUUUGACCAGGAAAUAGCAAGCUCAAAAGAAGACGGCUUUUUUAUGUGGAACAACUGACAGUUUGUGUGGAUCUUGUGAAUGAUUGUGACUGAGCUAGGACUCAGUAAUUAAAGUCUACACACGGCGGCUUCAUUGACUGAAAAACGAAACUUUUUCGUGCAUGAAGCUUCUACUUGAGUUGGUAAUUUGGCCGCUAUAUGCAGUCAGAUAUUGACCAAGGGAGACAAAAUGGGUGGCCGCUGGCCGCGUUGGACAGGUGACUGCUAUACACAGGGUCUAUAACAUGUACAUUUGCUGCAGGGGAUUUUUCAGUGGCUGCUAUAGGCAGGUGGCCGUUCUAUAAAGGUGGCCGCUAAGACAGGUUUGACUGUAUAUACAUCCAUAUAUCCAUACACAUACAGUAUAUACAUACAUAUAGACAUACACAUUUAUACAUACACACAUAUACAUACAUAUAGACAUACACAUACAUAUACAGAGCCAUGUCAAAAAAUUUGAAUACACUAAGUCCCCAACUAACGAACACAAUUGGUUCCAGAUGACCGUUCUUAAGUGGAAUUGUUCUUAAGUAGGGAAAAGGUAAUAUUACCAAUGAUCUAGGUACUACAUGUACAUGUAUACAUACACAGUGUAUGUUUAUGUAUGUAAAUAUGAGUUUGGAUGCAGUAGUAAUAUUAAACCAGGAUAAUGAAUGAAAAAAACAAUAAUAAAAGUGAUAUAGUAAUACGUAAUGAUAAAUGUUAUUUACCUUUGAAGAGGAGUGGUCGAGCAUACGUCGUUGUGGAGGAGGAGGAGGAGAUAUUGAAAAAAAGGACAAAUGGUGGUGGUGGUUAGACUCUUCUAAAAGAGGUAGUGUUCUGUGGGUGGUGUAGAAUUAAGCAGGCCUAUUAACUCUUCAUAAACUUUAAUCACACGCUCUGUCCGGGUUGUACAAUUUAUCUUUCCAUUUAGCUUUACACUGUAUCUCCCCAGCGUCUAACUCUUCCUGUGUUGGUCUCGUUAGCUCUAAGGCUGCAUUAGCAGUGUCACAGUGCCCUCUACUGGUCAAGCAUGUACAGUAGCAGUAUAAAUACUGAUUGAGCGACUGACUACACACAAAAUAAAAUAAAAUAUAGACCAGUCGGCUUGUGUUCGUAUCUUGCGAAUGUUCGCUAGUCGGGUGUUGGUAACUUGGGGCCCUAGUGUAUUGUGUAAAAGUUCAUUUUCUUCUGUAAUAUAAUUCAAAUUUUGAAACCUUCAUAUAUUCUAGCUUGAUUGUGCAUGCAGUGAACAAUUCAAAACCUUUUUUUGUCUUAAUUUAGUUUUUAUGGCAUACAACUCAAGAAAACCCCCAAAUCAAUGUGUCAUAAUAUUAGAAUAUUCUGACAGUACUCAGUUACUCAGUCUCAAAGUACAGUAGUACCUCGCAUAACAUAAACCUCCUUUUACAUAAAUUCCACUGAACAUAAAGAAUUUAUGUAAAGUUUUUGCUUCGUAUUACAGAAGAAAUUCCAUAUAACAUAAAGUGUCAAGUCAGUGCAAGUCUUUUUUUUUUUCAAUCAACUUUAUUAAUGCCUCAAGUCGGCGCAAGUUCAGACUAACACUUGGUCACGCUCUCAUUGGCUGAUUUUCGGGGCACCGCCUCCGCUCUCAUCUAAUUGGCUGAUUAUCGGGGCACCGCCUACGCUCUCAUCUCAUUGGCUGGCUUAUACAGCACGUACGUGAGUUUGUGUGAGAGACAGGCUUGUCCCUUCAACCUCCUUCCUCUUCGUAGUCCCCCUGAAACUAACGUAAACAAUUAAGUUAAGUUACAAAUUAAAAUUUGGCACACAACAUUAUCAUGUAGAGACCAGCUGACUCUUAGACUCUCUGAGUCGCGUUUCGACUCAGGCUAGUCCUCCUCCUCCUUCCUGCCUCCACUUGCGCUCCUGAUCAAGACAUCUCGUGAAUGGUAGGAUUGUUUUUGUUUUUCAGUUUUAUUCAUUUACAGUUAUCUUAUUUAUUACCUUAUUUUAUAUUGUAAUGUUACUCUACUAUGUUUAUGCUAACGUUUUCGUAUAUUUUCCCACCAUAUUUGGUGGACUUUGAAUAUUUUGAAGUGCCAAAGGGGUGAGUUUGGGAAGAUCUUGGAACGGAUUAGGCUAUUUACAUGUAUUUUACGCUUCGUAUAACAUAAAAUCCCUAUAACAUAAAGGUUCUCGGAACGGAUUAUUUACGUUGUAGGGGCGUCUACUGUACUCUGUUUGCCAAUUUAAAAAACAGCUAAUCAACUCAAAACGCCUGUUAAGGUUCCCUGAGCCUAUAAAAACUUGUCAGCCUGGUUCAGAUCACGUAACCACAAUCAUGGGGAAGGCUUCUGACCUGACUGAUAAGAAGAAGACCGCUAUUCACAUCCUCCAUCAGGGGGGAAAGAAACAAAAAUACAUUUCAGAAAAAGUUGGCUGUUCAAAGUGCUGUUCCAAAGCACAUAAGAGGAAAGCUUGUUGGAAGAUCAAAAUGUGGGAGGAAACGCUGCACAAGCAGGAGAGAUGUACGGAAGCUUCAGAAAAUUCUGAAGCAGAGCCGCUUCAAAAAUUUGACUAAGCUCACAAAGCAGUGGAAUGAGGCUGGAGUGUGGACCUCAAGGAAAACAGUCCAGACGUAUCCUAGAAAUGGGCUACAGAAGCCGGAUCCCCAGGGUCAAGCCACUCCUGACCCCAAAACAAAAAAGAAACGUCUGAGCUGGGCUUUGGAUAAAAAGAAUUGGACUGCUGGCCAGUGGUCCAAGGUCCUGUUCUCUGACGAAAGCAAAUGUCUCUCAUUUGGAAAUCAAGGUCCUAGGGUGUGGAGGAAGACUAGAGAGGCACAGGACAGAAGCUGUCUAAAGUCCAGCGUGAAGUUUCCUCAGUCUGUGAUGAUUUGGUGCCAUGCCAUGUGCUGGUGUUGGUCCACUCUGUUUCAUCAAGUGCAGAGUCAAUGCAGCUGUCUACCAGGAGAUCCUGCAGCACUGCAUGCUUCCAUCUGCUGAAAACCUUUUUGGAGACCAUGACCUGGCACCUGCCCACAGCGCCAAAACCACUAGUACCUGGUUUCCUGACAACGGUAUUACUGUGCUGGACUGGCCUGCAAAUUCACCUGACCUGAACCCCAGAGAGAAUCUGUGGGUGUCGUGAAGACGAAGAUGAGUAACAUCAGACCCAACAACAGAGAUGAGCUGAAGGCCGCUAUCGAAGCAUCCUGGGCCUUCGUAACACUUCAACAGUGCCAUUGGCUGAUUGCCUCCAUGCCAGACCGAAUUAAAGCAGUGAUUUGUGCAAAAGGAGCUGCAACAAAGUAUUGAAUACAGGAAUUAAACAUAAUUUUCAGUGGAUUGAUAUUUCUGUAUUAUGAAUCCCAUUUUUUAUUGUUUUGAUGAAAUAUUCAAAUUUUUUGACACAUGGAUUUUCGGUUUUCAUGAACUAAAUGCAAUAAACAUCAAGAUUUAAAAAAUAAAAGGCUUGAAACAAUUCAGUUGAUGUGUAAUAAAUCUAGUACAUAUGAAGGUUUAUUUUUUAAAAUGAUAUUAUGGAAAACAAUUAACUUUUACACAAUAUUCUAAUUUUUUGACAUGGCUCUGUAUACAUCCAUAUAUACAUACACAUACAGUAUACCUCCAUAUAUACAGUACAUACACAUAUAUACAUUUGGAUCUUAAUGAGGUUUUAAGUAAAGCUACAAUAUGCAAAAGCAAGAAGGGGGAGUGAAACAUUUUGAAAAAGUCAUUUAUUGGAAACAACAAACUCAAAUAGGCUGUUUAUCAGCUGAUCAAAAGUUUAAGACCAUCACUUAAAAAAGAACCAAAAACUCUCCAAACCAGAACCAAACAUGUUGUCAUAGGACUCAGUAAUGAGGAGCUCCGCCAUUUUUGUUCAUCACUUCCAAAAUGGCUUUGGGCAUGCUUGAUGGGGGUGUCAUACAACUUAAUGUUCAAGUUCAACGUCUUUGUAGAAAGGCGCUUUAUGAAAGCAUGACUUGUAUUCACUUCCCAUAUGGCGUUGAUGAUGAUGAUCAGCGUCUGUAUACAGCACGUCUAUGCUUUCCAGCGUCUACAGGCCAAGUCAAGUUGCUCUGUAACGGUUACACUGCAUUUUAGUUUCACCUGCAAGCGGAAUAUGCUAACAUGUUACAUGUAGCGUGUUUGCUGCUUACAGCAUCGCUAGAACACUUGAGCACGACGCUGCUUGGCUGCAAGGGUGCUUGAAGACGAACAAGAGAUGUCUGAUGUAUGUACGUGUACGUGUGUACGUGUAGCUGUGUUGUUAAUCAGCGCCUGUCGGCCUUCGUCUUCCUGCUCUUGGUCUAGGAUGACACAUUUCACAUUUGUCUGGCUGACUGAAAGUAGCCUGGCCUCUUCAGCAGCAGCAGCGACCAGAUCCCCUUUCACACUCCCUCCAGCGCGGUGGCUUUGAAAUGCCCGCAGCUCACCCUCGGAGCCCCUCCCGUCAAAAAGGGUCCAAACAAAGUACGCACACGCACGCAGAGAAAAACAUGGUUGACGUGCAGAAUGUGAACUCUCUGGGCCGGCGGGGUGAACGUGCAUGAAGUUCAAACAUGGAGGACUGUACUGACUUGACCACAUCUGCUCUGCUUUGUGCCGCGUGUGCGUCAAGAGGUGAGCGACGCCCACUGAAGACCAUCUGAACGUCCAAAGACAAGGAGGGACGUUAAGUGGCUUGUAGAUGAUGUAAAAUAGUCAAGUAACGCUUUUCUGCCACUCGCGUAGCGUUGAUGGUCACAAACGCACCCAAUUUACACUCCUGUUAAUAAACCACUUGGAACAAGGACAACUACUCACUCUUUUUAUGUCUUUUCUUCCUUUAUGAUUGUGCUGUUGGACAAGAGAACAAUGACACCUGCUGACGUUUAGAAAAGUAAGGUUGGAAAAAGGGAUGAAAAAGCAGCCAGGACUUGUCAUGACUCGUCUGUUUCAUAGAAAUAUCACAUGUCACACUGCAAGUAACCGCCCACAGCCGGUCCACGACCGUGGCAGGCAUAGCCGGGGUCAGAUGUCACAGAAGUAGCGGGAGCUGCUAAGGACUGUGAAUGUGCUAAGACUGACUAGUUAGCCCGACCUGGCGCCACCAUGAGCUUUCCAAAUCAGGUCAUUUAUGAUACACUUCUUUGUAAUUGGUAGCCCCCACUUGUACUCAUUGCAACCACAGUUUUUAGCUCUCAGAGUCCAUGAUGAAGGUCUCAAAAUUUGGCUGGAGCUCCGACACCAGAGCGUCCACAAAGUCCUCCAUGGUGGGCCGGCGUUGCAGCAUACCUGCAACACACACACACACACACACACUAUGAAACACGUCAUUUGGUCGGAGUUUUUGCUUGAGGCUCCAUGGGCGGGGGCUCUUCUGUGAACCCUGGAUGACUUUCAGCAUGAAGAAAAGUCAAUGUGCUCAUCAAAUGUGCUUCUGAAACUAAACAAGCCAACACACGUGAUCAUCAUUAGACGGUUGACUACUGUUGAAUAAACAUGAGUGCUGUGUGUGUGUGUGCGCAUGUGUGUGUGUGCGCAAGCGUGUGUUCAUGUGUGUGGCAGCUGAUGCGUGGACUCUUUGCUCACUUUACACUUCAGUUGGACGCUUGCUUUGAAGUCUCUCCCUUUCCCCUUGUGGGCCUGCCAAUGUAAAUAGGCGCUCCAAGCACCCACCCCCCCGUCUCCACAUGGGUCACACACACGUGUGCACAAGCACGCAUGACUGGAGAUGCAAAAAGGUUGACGGAGGAUGUGACACACAUUGGAUACUCGUGGAGGAUAGAGCAGAAAAGUGGCUGAGAGACACGACCGUCUCCUCUUACAGAGCCGACGCCCCACCCCGUCCUCCGGCUACAAGAUGAUACGCAACGUCGGUGUCUUACACGCCAUGAUGGCUGCACGGGCCUCGGAUCCCUGGGGAACGAGGCGGCCACACGAGACGCAUCGCCAGUUUAAAUUCCAAAGGUUAUCAUGAGAACCUCUUCUUUUUGCAUCCAAACGCAUUUUGGACGGCCGGCCGGAUGGACAGGUGGCUCAGUCUGCGUGAGGCGGACUCCGUGGUUAAGAGGGAGCUGAGCCCAACGGCAAAGCUCUCAAUUUAGGGGUGGAUCCACAUUCCUACCCCCACCUCUGGUCAUGAGCUUUGGGUAGUGACCUUGAGGACAAGAUGGCAGGUACAAGCGGCCCAAAUGAGUUUUCUCUGUAGGGCGGCUGGGCGCCCCCUUAGAGACAAGGCGAGAAGCGCUGUCAUCCGGGACAAACUCGGAGUAGAAGCGCUGCACCUCCACAUUGACAGAAGGCAGAUGAGGCGGCUCGGGCAUCUGGUCAGGAUGCCUCCCUGGGGAGGGAUUUCCAGGGCACGUCCGACCAAUAGGAGGCCUCGAGGAAGACCCAGGACACGUUGGAGAGACUAUGUCUCAACUGGCCGGGAAUGCCUCGGGAUCCGCUGGGAUGAGCUGGACGAAGUGGCCGGUGAGGGAGAGAAAGUCUGGGCUUCCCUGCUUAGCCUGCUGCCCCCACCACCUCACCUCGGAUAAGCAGAGGAUGGAUGGAUGGAAUAUAAAGUAGAAAGGAUAAGGCCUCUUUAAACAGCUUUAUUCAGCAAAGCAUCUAAAGCACAAAAUUCAUCCCAACAAGUAGGCCCUAAUGUAUGUUUUUAUAGUUUGAAUUCCAUAAAAAUAUAAAUAUAAAUAAAUAUAAAUACACAAGGGACAACUAGUGCACGUGCGUGUGCUGGGUUGGGGUUAGGCAAAGCAGAAAGCGUGUUUGGAAGUUCGCGC
This is a messenger RNA of Dunckerocampus dactyliophorus (ringed pipefish), 9930 nucleotides long. Its product is annotated as tumor necrosis factor receptor superfamily member 19-like. Gene Ontology annotation, cellular component: plasma membrane. The transcript is spliced from 10 exons. The coding region runs from base 201 to 1226 and encodes 341 amino acids. Gene Ontology annotation, molecular function: protein binding; signaling receptor activity. NCBI's taxonomy places the organism in Eukaryota, Metazoa, Chordata, Actinopteri, Syngnathiformes, Syngnathidae. The record is from RefSeq and is a predicted model, not a curated record. Gene Ontology annotation, biological process: positive regulation of JNK cascade; positive regulation of canonical NF-kappaB signal transduction.